Messenger RNA from Drosophila mauritiana, 593 nucleotides. It is a transcript of the gene Nxt1, whose product is annotated as NTF2-related export protein. Gene Ontology annotation, biological process: protein import into nucleus. Bases 94 to 495 code for a protein of 133 amino acids. Gene Ontology annotation, cellular component: nuclear pore central transport channel. The record is from RefSeq and is a predicted model, not a curated record. Lineage: Eukaryota; Metazoa; Arthropoda; Insecta; Diptera; Drosophilidae. The transcript is spliced from 3 exons.
UUGAAUUUCAAAUGGUGGUAUUAAUAUUUUUCUUGGAGAGUAUUUUUCUGCCCACACGAGGACGGUCACUCUGAUUCGAGAAUUGCGGGAAACAUGGACAGCGAUCUGAAAGCCAAGGUCGAGAGCUGCGCCCGUACGGCGGACACCUUUACGCGCCUGUACUACGCCUCUGUGGACAACCGACGCCAACAAAUUGGACGCCUCUAUUUGGACAAUGCUACGCUUAGCUGGAAUGGGAACGGGGCCACCGGUCGCCAGAUGAUAGAGAGCUACUUUCGGGAGCUGCCAUCCUCCAAACACCAGUUGAACACCCUGGACGCCCAGCCUAUUGUGGAUCAGGCUGUGUCCAACCAGCUGGCCUACCUAAUCAUGGCCAGCGGCUCCGUCAAGUUCUCAGAUCAGCCAUUACGCAAAUUUCAGCAGACUUUCAUCGUGACCGCCGAGAACGAAAAAUGGAAGGUCGUCUCCGAUUGCUACCGACUGCAGGAGGUCUGAGAACCACUCACUUGUUGUAUUUUAAGCUAAGCUAAAGAUCUUACGCCGUAACGAGUUUAUUUACAUUUUUAAGCUCUUAUAAAUAGAUUCACUUCCUA